AACCAACCACUGCGUGUCUGGGUCCCUCCCUCCCCCUCCCCCUCCCCCUCCCCGUGCUCCCCUGCCAAAAUCCGUCGAUCCUGGCGGCGAUUCAGGAGAGACCCGGACCCGAGCCUCACCGGCGGGUGGAUGGAGUUCACGGCGAUGAAGCGGAGGGAGCUGCUGGAGCUCUGCCGGCAGCACGGCCUCGCCACCCGCGGCUCCAACGCCGACCUUGCCGCUAGCCUCGCGGGUGCCAUCUCGGGCGCAGCUGCUGCAGAGAGUGUGGUUGAGGUGGUGGUGGCGAAGGGGUGUCUGAAGCGGCUUGGAGGUAGUGCUAGUGGUGUUACUUCCGGUGCUACCAAGAAGGUGCGAUUUGCAUUGGACGAAGAGUCAGAGGAGAGGGCAAGAAGACAGAGGUCCCAGGUGAUUUUGCAUCCAGUUGUUACCAAGAGAAGAGGGAGGAGCAAAGCCAGGAAGAUACAUCCUGCUGCAGCAGUGAGUGGAAGAGGUUGCCAGUGGAAGCGUGAUGAUGUUGGUGGUGAUUCUGCUGAUAAAGAUGUCAUAGGAGAGGUGGGAGCAGAUGCCCCAGUGACGUGGUCCACGAUGAAAGCGGUGUGUUUAUGUCCUCUUAGUGGGGUAAGUCAGAAUAAUCCUGCUGAGGCUGAGAAAGAAGGGGAGGUGGUUGAACCAGAUAUUGAUAGGAAGUGGAAGCGGAAGACCCAUGAGAAUGCUGAGGUAAUUUCUGCCAAUGCUCAGGCUGCAGGAAACAAGUGGAGGAAGACAAGGGGUAAACCCAAGGCUGAAGAGGCACGCCCUGAUACAGUGGUGAGCCGAAGGGGUAGUUGGCAGAAGUGUGACGCUGGUGGUGGUUCUGUUCAUCACUGUCCUUUUGGAGAGAGAGGUGCAGAUGAUCCAGUGACACAGUCAAGGACAGAGGCGACAAAUUUGUGCCCUGAAAGUGGAGUUGAAUCUCAGAAUAAUCCUGCUGAGACUGAGGAAGAAGGGCUGGUGGUGGGAACAGCUAUUGAUAGUUGGAAGCAGAAGCGGAAGCGGAAGGCCCAGGAGAUUACCGAGGGUAUUUCUGCCAGUGCUCAGGGUGCAGUUUCUCAUGGAAGCGUGAGGAAGUCAAGCUUGUCUGCAGCUGCUGUUCUGUUGUCUGCUGGUGUUGAGAAUAAGAGAUGGAGGGGUAAAGUACGGAAUGGUAAGGAUGAACUUGGUGUUGAGGAGCAGACUGCUCAAGUUCAAGAUUUGGCCACUGCAGUGUCACCAGUUGACAUAGAAAAUGAAAGAAGUAGGAGGAACAGUGAAGAUUGUGUUCCUGCUGUGCAGAAAUCUGGCAGGACCACAAGAUCACACUCAGUAGCAGCUGCUGAGAUAUUGCCCCUAGUCACUGGAAACAAGGUGAGGAAAGCAGAACAUGUGCUCCCAGAUGGAGAGCUACCUGCAAAUUUGGAGGUUCCUCGAAAUGAUGCUCCUGUUACCAGGUCAUUGAGGAACAGAAUUGUUCAGGUUUACUCCACUGUGGUGGAAGAAACACAUGUUGGAGAGAAGCUUGAAGACAAGAGGAAGACCGGUAGACCAUCUACUCGCAGGCAUCAGCAGCUUGUGUCUUCUGUAAAGGAAGAACAAGUUGCUGCUCCCUGUGACCUCCCUCCACUAAAGCAGUUGAUGAGAAACCAUCUUGAGGGUGAUGAAUUGUUAAGUAAUGCAAAAUUAGAGACCAAGUUGUGUAGAUUACCAGUGGCCAAGGACUUGAAGAUAGUUCACCCAUUGACAUUUAAUACUGCUAAUACCAGUGUGAAUGAUUUUGUGGCGAAGGCAGAAAAAAAGCUAGGUUACACAAAGAGGAGCAGCGGUGAUAAGAGAAAAAAUGCUGGAGUUUCAUUAUAUGGUGACAAUGGUAGUAAGGCUCCAGCUGCAAAAAUGGAAUUAGGAGUGCAUGAUGAAAGGACCACAUGCAUGCAUGAAAGUGUUGGUGGUGAGGAGUUUCAAAGUGCCAAGGGUGGAGAUGUGGGUAAGCAACCAGCAAUAAGGGGACCUGUUAGGCGAUCAACACCUAGGUGUGUGGUGGUGGGUCAAAUCUGAGGCAGCCUUCUCGUUGAUUGGAUCCAUCAUCCCUACGCUCCACCACCCGGAGUUCAUGGAGGCAGGUGGCUUUUUGUUAGCUUAACCAGGGUCUUCUGGGGGCUAGAUUAUAAGGUCAAUCACAUCUUGAACACAUCGAUGCGCUGGCGUACUCUUUGAGUUCUUUUGGUGCCUGCUCUCAGAAAGAGAAUUUCUGAAAGAAGAGGUUGAAAUAGUAUAUGUAAUGUCUCCUUAGCCGC
This is a messenger RNA of Panicum virgatum (switchgrass), 2306 nucleotides long. RefSeq lists its product as uncharacterized. Bases 130 to 2067 code for a protein of 645 amino acids. The transcript has 2 exons. The record is from RefSeq and is a predicted model, not a curated record. Lineage: Eukaryota; Viridiplantae; Streptophyta; Magnoliopsida; Poales; Poaceae.